Messenger RNA from Brassica napus (rape), 4018 nucleotides. RefSeq names its product putative nuclease HARBI1. The coding region runs from base 1738 to 3003 and encodes 421 amino acids. The transcript has 2 exons. NCBI's taxonomy places the organism in Eukaryota, Viridiplantae, Streptophyta, Magnoliopsida, Brassicales, Brassicaceae. The record is from RefSeq and is a predicted model, not a curated record.
CUUAGGCCCGUUUGAUUUAAAAAAAAGGAAAAAUGGGUUUUAAUCGUUGAACCGGGCCUUACGCUUGAACCCGUAAGAGGCGGGUUCAAGCCACGCGUCGGGCGGUGAGUGGCUUCUCCUUUCCGCGUCGAAGAGGAAGAAAGGAGGGGAUACGCGUGAACCAGUUCAUUUCUCUCAUCAGUGAAAAAAGCUAGGGUUUUUUCUCUCCGAGGCGAUAAUCGACGCCGUGGCUUCUCCGUCGUUAUUUCUCCAUCAAAUCGAAUCCGCUUUCUCUUCUCCACACUCUUAGGUCAGUAUUGUGUAGAUUGACGGUGUGGUAGCGUAGAUUUUAUGUGCGAUAGGGAUUUCCGAUGGGGUGAUUUUAAAUCGAUUUGGGGAUUUUAUUUUUUAGGGUUUUUAAUCGUUAUGGGAGUUCGAUUGAGGGUUCAGUUACUCAUAUUCUUCCCUAAUUAUGUGCUAAUAAUUUGAUUUCUGUCACAGAUGGAUCCGGCAGAGGAGAGAAGACAUUCAAAGAGGCAACAGGAUCACAUAAACAUGCUAGGGUUCGUCAGCGAUUCAGAGUACGGGAUUCCCAAAAGGUGUCCAUGUGGUGGGAGAAUCAUCGAUGAGGUACGCCGGAAGGACGAGUACGACUCUCUUCCGGGGAAGCGGUUCUUCACAUGCAAGAACUACGAGGUAAGUUUGAUCUUAAACGCUUUGAUUAUCGUUUAUGGGUUUGCAAAUUGUAGAGUGUCUGAUAUUUGUUUUUGGUGUAACCAAGGCUGAUGGAUUCCACUAUCGUCAGCCUUGGGUGAUAGGUGUGCAGGAGGAGAUCGAAAGGUUGACUAAGCGGGUGGUGGAGGCUGAAGAAGUGAUGUUGGGGUCGUCGAAUCUCUGUAAACUGAUCGACAGACUGGAGGUUAGUGAUAACACAUUUUCAAUACUUGUGUGGUAUGUUUUGCGUGACUAACACUUUUUGUUUGAUGUUUACAUGUCCAGGAUCAGGUUAAAAUGCUCUCUGAGCAGGUAGAUGACCUCACCGUUCAGGUUGCUACGUUGGAGAAGGUCUGCUUCGAAUGAAACCGAAGGUCAGAGAGUGCAGGUCACGGGUUGGAGUGAAGGUGUUGGAGUUGAUCAGUCGGUAAAGUUUGAAGCCUAGUUUUUUUUUUUAAUGUUGCGGGUAGUUGGACUGUAGUCCAUCUUUGGUCACGGGAAAGUGUAGUGUUUUGUUUCUUGCUACACUUUUUUCAUUCACGGAUUGACUUAGUAUGUUUUGUGUCAGUCACAACUUGAUUCACGGAUUAUGUAUUAUCGUUUCAAACUCUCUAUAUAUGUUUGCAUUGUAUCAUUAUAUGAAAUAGCACUUCUCUCACUUAUUACUCUCUAUCAAGUUGAUUCUCUUAUAGCACUUCUCUUUGUAUUGACUGAGAUAAGAAUGUUUAGUUGUAAAUGGUAAAAAGUCGAGAUCAUUCAACUGAUUCCCAUUUAGUACCAGUUCUGAAGGAAGCCGACACAUUCAAGUGAUUCCCAUCUCGCUGCAAGCCGACACAUUCAAGUGAUUCCCACAACAAGGUAUAAUAUACAACUUAGUAAAGAUUAUGAAAAUAAAAGAUUAUGAAAAUAAAAGAUUAUAGAGUAAUAAUGAUAGAGUAAUGUAUAAAAUAGAUUAUAGAGUAAUAAUGCUAGAGUAAUGUAUUAAUUAUGACAACUUUUAUUAUUAAUAAGAAAACUUUUGUCAUGUUAGGAAAAUAAACACCAAUGUCUUCCUCAUCAAGUGAUGAAGUUGAUGAAGCUUUAGAAGAAAUUGUCGACCAAGUAGUUGAUAAUUUCUUCGACUCAGUGAUUCAUGCUCAUCCCAACAAGCCGACGAGAAGAGCUUAUAUCGAAAGACAUCGGGAACAAGGACACAAUCAACUAUGGAACGAUUAUUUCACGGAAAAUCCUACAUACCCACCGGAAAUGUUUAGGAGGCGUUUUCGAAUGAACAAGCCAUUGUUCCUUCGCAUUGUCGAACGUCUAACUAAUGAAGUUCCAUACUUUCAGCAAAGACGAAAUGCUUGCGGAAGGAACGGGCUUUCUGCACUUCAAAAGUGUACGGCAGCUAUACGUAUGCUGGCAUAUGGUCAAUCGGGAGAUACAUAUGACGAAUAUCUCCGACUUGGUGACAGUACAUCACGUUUAUGUUUAGAAAAUUUCACUAAUGCAAUAAUUGAUUUGUUUGGAGAUGAGUAUCUACGAAGCCCUACACCUGAGGAUCUUCAACGAUUACUCGAUGUCGGAGAGGUACGCGGGUUUCCAGGGAUGAUAGGCAGCAUCGAUUGUAUGCAUUGGGAGUGGAAAAACUGCCCAACAGCUUGGAAAGGUCAGUACACACGUGGUUCAGGAAAGCCGACAAUUGUCUUAGAAGCCGUGGCAUCACAGGAUCUUUGGAUAUGGCACGCUUUUUUCGGAUUACCAGGUACCCUCAACGAUAUCAAUGUUCUUGAUCGGUCACCAGUUUUUGAUGACAUCUUACAAGGUCGAGCACCUAAAGUGAAGUUCAAGGUCAACAACCACACUUAUCGUAUGGCCUACUACCUUACGGACGGAAUUUAUCCAAAAUGGGCAACAUUUAUCCAAUCCAUCCCACUUCCUCAAGGUCCUAAAGCUGAGCUAUUUGCUGAACGUCAAGAAUCCACCAGAAAAGAUGUCGAACGGGCUUUUGGAGUAUUGCAAUCGAGGUUUGCAAUUGUUAAAAACCCAGCUCUACUAUGGGACAAGGAAAAGAUAGGAAAGAUUAUGAGAACUUGUGUCAUAUUGCACAAUAUGAUAGUAGAGAACGAACGACACGGAUACGCUCAAAUUGAUACAUCUGAGUUCGAGUCAGGAGAGUCAAGCAGAAGUUCGAGGGUGCAACGGAGAGAAAGUAUUCAUGGCGGUGAUAUGUUAGGCAUUCGCAGAGAAGUCCGAGAUAAAGAGAAGCAUGAUCGUUUGAAAGCGGAUUUAAUGGAAAAUAUAUGGCAAAAGUUUGGUAAUGAAGAUUAAUAAUGUUUUUAUGUUCUUCUAUUUCUCAAUUUAUGUAAUCUACUCUUAUGUAUUGAAUAAAAAGUUUUAAAAUAUUUAUAAUAUAUUUUAAUAUUUUAUUUAUGUAUUCUCAAUAAUUUGAAAUUUUCUUUUUUUUUAUUUAUAUUAUUAUUUUAUUCCUAUGAACUCCUUCUUCGGGUUCACUAAUGCAGAAAACAACAAAUACAGGUUCAUAACUAUUUAUGGCCCCACAAAAAAAUAUUAAAAAAAUUGGGUGAACCCCAAAGGGGGGUUCACCAAUGCUCAUGCUCUGAAGGUCCGAGAUUCACAACGGAACCAUAAAGGUGCUUAGAUACGAGGCUGUAGAGCUAGAAUUUGUAAGGCGCAACUGCAUUUGUUGGUUUUUACAGCAGUAUUUAAGAGAUCUCCUCAGCCAGAUCCACCUUCACAAGUGAAUUGAUUUCCUUGGGUUUUAGCUACUUUGCAGUAUGUAAAAUAACCAAACUGUUGAGUAGUAUAUUGGUGCUAUAAGACCAUGUACAACAGUUUCAACGUCCAUUUUGUUAUCAGCACCCUGAUUUUUUCUUUUUAAAAUUCCAUAUUAGUUUUUUCAUUUCAUUUAUUCAACAUCCACUACAUUUUUUUUUGAUCAAACAUCCACUUCAUUUUAACCCUCUACACUAGUUUGUUUUGAAAAAUUCAACACCCUAACCCCUUAUUUUUAAUUUAUACUAGGUGACCGGCCCGCACCCUGUGCGGGCAUAAGAACAUGACCGGCCCGCACCCUGUGUUCUCUCUCGGUCCGUACCUCACGAGAGAGAACACAGUAACGUCAGUAUGAAGAGGCAGAUAUUGUGUGUAUGUAUAAUUGCAACGUCACAAAAUAUUUUGUGUGUUUACAAAGAUACUUUCAUUCAAAAAAUGGAAUAAAUAGUGUAUAGUUUUAGAAGUAACAGAUUUUAUAUUAUCAUUAAUUAGAAUUGUAUUGUAUAUGUUUCGUAAUUCUUUAUUUUAGGUGAAUAAUAUUAUUUUUCCA